AAGGGGAGGGUUUGCUGGGCGCUGUCAGUGGAGGUAGGCGCACGCUCCCGGUCAGGUUCUGAGCUGCGACCCUGGGCCGCCCUCGCGGGCGAAGGCCUGUGGCUCCGCGGUCACCUUCCAUAGGCGGCCUCUGGCGGACGCGCCUGAAAUGCAGAGCACGGCCCACUCAGUAACACCGCCAGGCGCAGCCACCGCGCUUAGGAGCUCAUCCCCCUAAUCUCUGCGCCCCCACAUUCAGGCAGAUCAUCUGAGAGGAUCCAGGACUCCAAAAAUGUUUCCUUUGAAGGAUGCUGAAAUGGGUGCCUUUACGUUCUUUGCGUCAGCUCUUCCACAUGAUGUUUGUGGAAGCAAUGGGCUUCCUCUCACACCAAAUUCCAUAAAAAUUUUAGGCCGUUUUCAAAUCCUUAAGACCAUCACCCAUCCUAGACUCUGCCAAUAUGUGGAUAUUUCUAGGGGAAAGCAUGAAAGACUAGUGGUGGUGGCCGAGCACUGUGAGCGGAGUUUGGAAGACCUGCUUCGGGAAAGGAAGCCUGUGAGUUAUUCAAAAGUUUUGUGUAUAGCAUUUGAGGUUCUUGAGGGUUUGCAGUACUUGAACAAGCAUGGCAUAGUACAUCGGGCACUGUCUCCUCAUAAUAUCCUCUUGGAUCGAAAGGGUCAUAUUAAAUUGGCUAAAUUUGGACUUUAUCACAUGACAGCUCAUGGUGAUGAUGUCGAUUUCCCAAUAGGGUAUCCCUCAUAUCUGGCACCUGAGGUCAUUGCACAAGGAAUUUUCAAAACUACUGAUCAUGUGCCGAGUGAAAAACCAUUGCCUUCUGGACCCAAAUCAGAUGUAUGGUCUCUUGGAAUAAUUUUAUUUGAGCUUUGUGUGGGGAGAAAAUUGUUUCAGAGCUUGGAUAUUUCUGAAAGAUUAAAAUUUUUACUUACUUUGGGCUGUGUAGAUGAUACUAUAAUAGUUCUGGCUGAGGAGCAUGGUUGUCUGGACAUUAUUAAGGAGCUUCCUGAAAAUGUGAUAAAUAUUUUGAAGAAGUGCCUCAUCUUCCACCCUUCUAAGAGGCCAACUCCAGAUGAAUUAGUAAAGGACUGUGUGUUCAGUGAAGUGUCACCUCUAUACACCCCCUUUAUCAAGCCUGCCAGUCUGUUUUCAUCUUCUCUGAGGUGUGCCAAGUUAACUCUGCCUGAGGACAUCAGUGACUUGUGUAAAGAUACAGACAAUGAUUACCUGGCAGAGAGAUCUAUUGAGGAAGUUUACUACCUUUGGUGUUUGGCUGGAGGUGACCUGGAGAAGGAGCUUAUAAACAAGGAAAUUAUUCGAUCCAAACCACCUAUCUGCACACUCCCAAAUUUUCUCUUUGAAGAUGGUGAAAGUUUCGGACAAGGUCGAGAUAGAAGCUCACUCUUAGAUGACACCACUGUGACAUUGUCCUUGUGCCAGCUAAGAAAUAGAUUAAAAGAUGUUGGAGGAGAAGCAUAUUAUCCAUUACUUGAAGAUGACCAAUCAAAUUUACCUCAUUCAAACAGCAGUAAUGAGUUAUCUGCAGCUGCCACCCUGCCUUUAAUCAUCAGAGAAAGGGAUACUGAAUAUCAACUAAACAGAAUUAUUCUCUUUGACAGGCUAUUGAAGGCUUAUCCAUACAAAAAAAAUCAAAUCUGGAAAGAAGCAAGAGUUGACAUCCCUCCACUUAUGAGGGGUUUAACCUGGGCUGCUCUUCUGGGAGUUGAGGGAGCUAUUCAUGCCAAGUAUGAUGCAAUUGAUAAAGACACUCCAAUUCCCACAGAUAGACAAAUUGAAGUGGAUAUUCCUCGCUGUCAUCAGUAUGAUGAACUGUUAUCAUCACCAGAAGGUCAUGCAAAGUUCCGGCGUGUACUGAAAGCUUGGGUCGUUUCUCAUCCUGAUCUUGUAUACUGGCAAGGUCUUGACUCACUUUGUGCUCCAUUCUUAUAUCUAAAUUUCAACAGUGAAGCUUUGGCUUAUGCGUGCAUGUCUGCUUUUAUUCCCAAAUACCUAUAUAACUUCUUCUUGAAAGACAAUUCACAUGUAAUACAAGAGUACCUGACCGUGUUCUCCCAGAUGAUCGCAUUCCACGAUCCAGAACUGAGUAACCAUCUCAACGAGAUUGGCUUCAUUCCUGACCUCUACGCCAUCCCUUGGUUUCUCACCAUGUUUACUCAUGUAUUUCCACUGCACAAAAUUUUCCACCUUUGGGAUACAUUACUACUUGGAAAUUCCUCUUUCCCGUUCUGUAUUGGAGUAGCCAUCCUCCAGCAGCUGCGGGACCGGCUUUUGGCUAAUGGCUUCAAUGAAUGCAUCCUUCUUUUCUCUGACUUACCAGAAAUUGACAUUGAACGCUGCGUGCGAGAGUCAGUUAAUCUGUUUUGCUGGACACCUAAAAGUGCUACAUACAGACAGCAUGCUCAGCCUCCAAAGCCGACUUCUGAGAGCAGCGGAGUCCGAAGCUCAGCACCAUACUUCUCUGUUGAGUGCACAGACCCUCCAAAGACAGACCUGUCUAGAGAAUCUAUCCCUUUAAAUGACCUAAAAUCGGAAGUAUCACCCCGGAUUUCAGCAGAGGACCUGAUUGAUUUGUGUGAACUCACAGUGACGGGCCACUUCAAAACCCCCACCAAGAAAACCAAGUCCAGUAAGCCAAAGCUCCUAGUGGUGGACAUCCGGAACAGUGAGGACUUUCUUCGAGGUCACAUUGCUGGCAGCAUCAACAUCCCCUUCAACGCAGCCUUCACAGCAGAGGGAGAGCUCAGCCAGGGCCCUUAUACCACGAUGCUUCAGAGCUUCAAGGGGAAGGUCAUUGUGAUCGUUGGGCACGUGGCAAAGCACACAGCUGAGUUUGCAGCUCACCUUGUGAAGAUGAAAUAUCCAAGAGUCUGCAUUCUAGAUGGCGGCAUUAAUAAAAUCAAGCCAACAGGACUCCUCACUGUCCCGUCUCCUCAGAUAUGAAGAACCAAGCACAUGGCUGUCAAGACGGAGUAGCAUCACCCCUAAGGCACAGCUCCUCAUAGCCUGUCACACUGAGACACAAGUGGACAUCCAGACCACUGCAUUGGACACGUUUGUCAUGAAAUACAUUUGCAAAUCUUGUGACUAAGGUGUUCACCUAUCUAGGCAGGAAACUUGACUGUACAUGUAUUGUUGAAGAAUUGUCUUGAUAGUAAAAUCUGAUCAUGUAUUUUUUUUUUUUUCCACACUGCCACAUAAAGCCAGAGGAAUUCAGCCGACAGGGCAAAUUUAGCACUAUCAAGAAUCCAGGAUGCACUAAGAAAGCUGCCAUCCCCUGCACUGAGUAGACUGUCCUAACGAAGAUGUUGAGAAAAUAUGGCAUAAUUCACCAGCUCCUCUUGACAGCAGAAAUUAGAAAGGGGAGUCACAGUGGAUGUGGCAUUUGGUAACACAAACAGGGUGUGUGCAUGUGUGUUUAGUCCAUUGUGAAAAGAGGUAGCGGCACUCUCAAAGAAUGGAAUUUCAGAAACCAGCCGUAUUUGAUAGCAUAUUUGUCCACUUCCUGUAGCUGGAAACUCAAAGAGUAACUCAAACAGCUUUUCUGAUCUAAUAUGCUCAAGUCCGCACAGCAGAGAUCACUGUCUUUACUUCACAAUGAUCCACAGCCAAUGUUUUCUCCUAAUGCUUUACCACAGAACAGUUUUCUUCUUGUGAAUUAAAAAAAAAAAAAAAAACCCUAACCAACAAGCCAACUCCAAUUGAUAACCACUCACAAAGGAAAAUUUCUUUAAAGUAGUCUCACUGGAGAUAUAAACCACACUUUAGGUCAGGCUCCAUGCCCAGCAGUAGAAGACCAACACAACAUGAACUCGUGUAUUUUUGUAUUGUGUUGCUUUGCUGUGCAUUUUUUACCUUUUUUUUUUUUAUGUUGUUGUUUCUGAUUUUGUUUUUAUUGGUUUCAUAUGUGUGUAUUUCUUUGUGCUAUUUUUGGUUUGUUUUAUUCUUGUUUCUCUUAAUGAAGAAAAAGAAAGUGUGUAGUUGGAAGGGUGGGAAAGAUCUGGAAAGAAAUAAGGGGAAACUAUGAUAAGAAUAUAUUCAAUUAAAAAUUUAUUUUCCAUUUUUAAAAACAAGGCUCCUCAGCUAUCAUCAUUAUAUCUGCAAUCUAGAAGAAAAGAAAUUACAGAGGGAAAGCAAGAUAGAGAGAAGGCAGGGAAAAAACAUGAAUGGGAAGGGGAAAAUGGGGCGUUUUCCUUCCUUUCAAAGAGACAGACUGGACACUGGCACAUUUCUUCUGCUGUAUAGCAGUGGCCAGCUUCUAUGCACACAGCAGCACCCAGUGAAUGACAAGGAAAGCUGAGAUUACAGCUUCUGGCUGGGAGCCAUCUCCCCAGCUCAGAAACCCUGACUAGGGUGUGGGAAGAAGAAAAUAUUUACUGAGAGCCAGCCAGCAGCCUCUGCCCCUGCCACAUUAUUUGAAAAAUCAAAUCCUGAGCUUUACUGAAUCCAAGAGACCAGAAUUGUGUAUACCACAAAUAUGAAAUAAGAAAAACUAAGACAUUUCAUUAUUUGUAAGAGUACAUUCUUUUCAGAUUCCUGAAAUAGGAAUGUAUCAUAUACUUAGUGAAAUAAACCCUUUGACUAGCUUUAA
Molecule: messenger RNA, 4601 nt
Organism: Psammomys obesus (fat sand rat)
Lineage: Eukaryota; Metazoa; Chordata; Mammalia; Rodentia; Muridae
Gene: Tbck
Product: TBC1 domain containing kinase
Exons: 26
Coding region: 272-2953 (893 amino acids)
Biological process (GO): protein phosphorylation
Molecular function (GO): protein kinase activity; ATP binding
Source: RefSeq, a predicted model, not a curated record